Molecule: messenger RNA, 1428 nt
Organism: Pectinophora gossypiella (pink bollworm)
Lineage: Eukaryota; Metazoa; Arthropoda; Insecta; Lepidoptera; Gelechiidae
Product: alpha-(1,3)-fucosyltransferase B-like
Exons: 1
Coding region: 1-1428 (475 amino acids)
Cellular component (GO): membrane
Molecular function (GO): alpha-(1->3)-fucosyltransferase activity
Source: RefSeq, a predicted model, not a curated record
AUGUCCAAAAUCGAUAACACUCAGCUCCACCAAAGCCAAAACCCUCAGGAACUAUUCGACUCUUACAUGGACGAUAGAUUCAACUGGAGAAACUCGAAAAUCUUGCGAGAACUAUUCGUAUUCAUCACUUCCAUAAUCGCUUUGAUCGGAAUCAUCUUCUGGAUCCUAUAUCCAAAUCACUGCAUGAGCCUUUAUAACCCUUUUACAAACAUCACUAAUACUAUAGAAAAAGAGGCGAAAAUCCCAGCCAUAGUUUGGUAUACGAGCGACUUUUUGUGCUUACCUUUUAACAGGAAAAUCAAUUGCUCCAAUGGUUCUAGAAAAUUCCAGUGCGAGUUGUUUCGACCCCAGACGCAACCAGACGAUGCAAUGGGAUACCUUUUCGAUGCUGCUGCGUUAGAGGCUAUGCCUUUACCGAGGACGCCAAAAACUGUUUGGGGUCUCCUUCAUUACGAGUCUCCGGUUUCAAGAAUAAUGUUCAUGUACGAAGAAGCUCUGAAUCUGUUUAACUUCUCUGCAACAUACAGCCGGUAUAGUGAUGUCCCUUCGCCAUUUAUGUGGAUGGAAAAUGAAUUCAGUAUAACGACGCCUAUGUACUUCGUUCCGACAGCUGAGAAAAACUCUUACCUAUCCAAAUAUGCCCCAGUUCUGUACCUGCAGUCGAAUUGCAAUAGUGCUACGGAACGCGACGCGUAUGUCCAGAAAUUAAUGCAGUACAUCAAGGUUGACUCCUAUGGUUUUUGUCUUCACAACAAAGUGUUGCCUUUAGGGAAAAUGUAUGGCCUUCCAGAGGAAAGCCAAUAUACUUACAUGAACCACAUUUACGGUCAAGAAUUGCUAAAAUUCAUAGCGAGGUACAAAUUUGUUAUAUCCAUUGAGAAUGCAGUGUGUAACGAUUAUGUGACGGAGAAAUUCUGGCGCGCGAUCGAAGUGGGAACAGUCCCGAUCUACUACGGCUCACCGCUGAUCAGGGACUGGCUGCCGAACAACAAGUCGGCCAUACUGCUGGAGGACUUCCCCACGCCGGAGCUGCUCAGCCAACACCUGCACUACCUCCUGAACAACGACACCGCGUACGAAGAAUACCUCGAGCAUAAGACUCUAGCGUUAGUAACAAACCCGAACCUAUUGAACGAAUUUGGUGCGAAUUAUUUUCAAAGGGAUAUUACCAAAAUUAUAGCAAAUCUGGAAUGUUUAGUGUGUGAAAGACUGCACGAAGACAGUGAUAGAGUGAACAUAGUGACGAAAAAACACUAUGACUGUCCCUUGCCCACGUCAGCAUUGACUCUAUCGGUGAAUCCGGAUAAUCUGUGGAUGAAACGCAUAAAGGAAGCUAAAUCUACCCUAGAUGAAAUGAUUGAGGAAAUUAAGAAUCCUGAUCCUAACAUUCGAACGACCAAGACUGCUUGGCUAUCAUAUAGAUGGUGA